GCAUGACUAUCGAUCAAGCAAAGGUUCGUCCAUUUUCAUUCUGCGCGUAUUCGCCCCCCAUAUCUCCCAUUUUACGUGUAGCGGUACGUUUGGUUCCUGCGAGAUAUUCCACAUCAUCAAGAAUGGCUUCGUCAGACCUCACCCUCCAGGACUGACAUGGUCAUGGUCACGGAGUCUGACACCCGCACUGCGAUGACUACCGUCCGCUUCAGCUGGGGCUGGCCAAAGCGCCUCACACGCCGCAUAUCCUCAUUAUUCAAAGGUGUUCGUUCUUCGCGCGGCACAUCAUCACGUGACGAUGAAGACGACUUCGGUGUGUGUUCCUCGCCUACCAUUGCGGUAGAGCGGCACAAAAGCGCUAGUGCGCGAAUGUCAGGUUCGGAAAUCCACGAGGACGGGAGGCGUCGCGGUGUUGGACGCUCUGCCAUUGUGCGUAACGACUCAACGCCAAACAUGGGAAGGAGAGAAGAAUCAAUUGAGAGGUGGGCCCGGAAUGCAUCCAAGAGCAGGGCCCAUGAUUCCAAUGUCAGUCGCCCACAUUCACGACACCGAGAAUCCAAGACCCUUCUUCCACUUGAUCAAAGUCAAUCCUGUGCAUCACACUCUCAAGGCCGCCCCGCCAGCCGUGGUAGAGACAAUGCAAGCACUCCCCUUCCAGAGGAUGCGAUGUUCUUGGGAGCUGGUGGCGUGUGCAAUGACCCGAGCAGCCUCAUUUCGUCAAACUUGCCCUUAGGCCUCAAUCAACCAACCGGUUACUCUCCCGUCAUGUUACGCCAUCCACAACCUGAACGCCUCUAUGUCGCUACCACGACUUCAGUCGUCCCUGAUCCGCCCUUGCACGAUUCUGGGCACAACCGACAUCUCCCUGUUCGGUCUGCUACCCAAAGUCCCAGUCCCUUGCAGCAAGUCGCAUACGAAUCGGAGCCCAGCGCGACGAGCGAUGAUGACUACGACGACCUCGACGACCUCGACGAUGACUCCAGUUUCUUCCGCGACACUCACAGGGAUCGCCAAGCAGAGUCGGAGGCUUUGCAGGCUAGCACCAGCCUUAUGUACGAUGAGAUAGAUGAGGAUGAGAGUGAUGAGGAGACGGUCCCUAUUGAAGUAAAGCGGAGGCGUCCAUCUGUUUCCGUCACGGCUACCUCCCCCGUCCCUCGUUCUGACUUUUCAGAUGACGCCCAGUCUGGAUGAGGUCGAGGCAGGCACUUUCUGUACAGCACUUUCAACACAUUAUGAUAUCUCUCGGACUGUUCUAGACGAUUCCUCAUCCUCCCUCUGCAACAUACCGGCGGUCGGCCGCCUGCAGUUUCCACUCAUUCCUGACUUAAACUCACAUCCCAUUUUUUUCCUAGACCUAUGUAUUUCCACUGCAUCUGUGAUUUUAUCCUCUUUUUGCUUCCCUUUCAAGAGGCAACAUAGAAUUAGGUAGCUUGCUAGACGUUACUGCUGCAAGGAAGACACGAAAUCUAUAUCGUGUUCCUACACAUAAUGCUGUGCCCCACAACAUCUAAAAAUAUCUGAUCGAGUUCGUACGC
Messenger RNA from Suillus clintonianus, 1535 nucleotides. RefSeq lists its product as uncharacterized. The transcript has a single exon. The record is from RefSeq and is a predicted model, not a curated record. Lineage: Eukaryota; Fungi; Basidiomycota; Agaricomycetes; Boletales; Suillaceae. Bases 157 to 1191 code for a protein of 344 amino acids.